UGAGAUGGAUGAAUAAUUGUACAUACCAAAAACCAAAAGAAAAAAUGGAGAUUGAGAGAAUUUCAGAAAGCUUCAUCAAACCCUCUUCACCAACACCUAUUCAACUCAAAACCUAUAAUAUUUGUCUAAUAGAUCAAUUUCUCAUGUACGGUGUCGACAUUCCAUUGCUUUUCUUUUACUCCAUUAAUGAAGAUUCCAUUUCCGAAAGCUCUCAUUUGCUCAAACAAUCUUUAUCCGAGACCCUAACGCAUUAUUACCCGCUUGCCGGAAGGAUUAAAGACCAUCUUUCUGUCGAUUGUAACGACGAAGGCGUAUAUUACGCAGAGGCUCGAGCUAAUAUUCGUCUUUCUGAAUAUUUUAGCAGAUCUGAUUUCAUUGUACUAAUGGAUAGCUUCAUGCCGAGAGAGGUAAGUUGUCGCGAAUCAUCCCCCGGAUCGUUUGUCGUUACGAUUCAGGUAACUACCUUUGCUUGUGGUAGCAUUGCUAUCGGUUUGUUUUGCUCUCACAUGGUCAUGGAUGCAGCUUCAUUGACUUCAUUCAUAAAAGCUUGGGCUGCUUCAACCUUAUCCAACCCUAACCCAAAUACUAAAGAAGCUAUCACAGAUACUCCCAAUUUUGACGGCGCCGCUAUUUUUCCCCAUUAUGAUGCGUUUCCGAGAGAAGCAACCAUGUCGUCUUUCGACGGACCUUUUCUGAAACCGGGGAAGCUUGCUUCAAGGUCAUUUGUGUUUGACGAGUCGAGUCUUUCUUUACUUAAGGCGCAAGCAAUCAAUUCAAGAGUUGAAAACCCUACACGGAUUGAAGCAGUUACUUCAUUUCUUUUCGAAUGCAUCUCGGAAAUUCUAACAGAAAAAUCAGGUAUUAGUAAGCCAUUUGCAUUUACAUAUCUUGUGAGUUGGAAACGAAAAGUUAUACCGCGGCUACCGGAAAAUUUAUUCGGAAAUUUUAUUUGGAUGGCGUCUGGUUUAUCUCCUCCUGAGGAAACUAAACUGAGUAGCUUAGUAUGCAAAGUGAGGGAAGCGAUUUGGAAAAUCAACUCCGAUUUUGUGAAGGAUAACAUACAGAGCGACGGAGCAUUCUCGAAGCUGGCCAAGACGAUUAAAGAAACACGGAAAGAAUUUACGAGCUCGGAGUUUCCGAACGGAGUGAAUUUUGUUAUGGUUAGUAGUUUAUGCAACUUGGGACUAUACGAAGUUGAUUUCGGAUGGGGAAAGCCUGUAUGGGUGACUUGCGUGGAUGUGCCGAUAGAUGAUUCAAGUAAUGUGCUGUUGAAUUCAAUGGUGAUUAUGGAUUCAAGAAUUGGGAAAGGAAUUGAAGCAUGGGUUUUCAUGGAUGAACAAGAAUUGAGAUUACUGGAGAAAUAUGAAAAGCUGAUUGCACUUGCUUCUGUUAAUCCAAGUCCUCUAAAAAUCAGACCUGCUAGUUUAUGAGAUCAUCCAUGACCUACAACUCGGCAGAAGACAUGAUAAUCCGCUUUUGUUUCAGUGUUAAUGGUUGGAGUUUCCUAAAUGAAUAUUUGCUAUAUUGUCUUGCAAUGUCCUCUUUAGUUUUUGGCUUGUAAUGUCAUAAUGAUUUGUUACUAUUUUCAUAUUGAUAAUUAUCAUAUUAUUAUUUUCAAUUUAA
Messenger RNA from Mercurialis annua (annual mercury), 1623 nucleotides. Its product is annotated as stemmadenine O-acetyltransferase-like. The record is from RefSeq and is a predicted model, not a curated record. The transcript has a single exon. The coding region runs from base 9 to 1430 and encodes 473 amino acids. NCBI's taxonomy places the organism in Eukaryota, Viridiplantae, Streptophyta, Magnoliopsida, Malpighiales, Euphorbiaceae.